AUGAACAUGGCCGUAGAUAGGAUACCCGUCUCGGAGUGGGCUCAGCUGGCCCGACUACUGAAGGCGGAUAUCUCUCGUCCCAUCACGCUCCGUUGUGACGAGUGCCUAGAAAGAAGAAGUUACUCUCCUCCUCACGAUGAUCCAACGGGCGGGAUCGCUGGGCCUUGUUCAAGAUCUGGUGAAAAAAGAUUUCAAACUAAUCGAUCAGCCUCGCCCCGUUAG
Messenger RNA from Morchella importuna, 222 nucleotides. RefSeq lists its product as uncharacterized. The transcript is spliced from 4 exons. NCBI's taxonomy places the organism in Eukaryota, Fungi, Ascomycota, Pezizomycetes, Pezizales, Morchellaceae. Bases 1 to 222 code for a protein of 73 amino acids. The record is from RefSeq and is a predicted model, not a curated record.